AUGGCAGAAGAAAAAUUUAUAGAGGCAGUGAGGGAACACAGAGAGCUGUAUGACACAAAACACGUAGACUACAUGAAGGUCAAACUCAAGAACCGGAUUUGGAGUGAUAUAGCAAAGGAUUUGAAUUUGAAAGACGCUGGUCCACGUGAUAGUAAUCUACGUGAUGACAGCAAUCACAGCUUACAAGCUACAACUAAAACAUCAGCGAGAAGUGAUACACUGGAAACCGAGGAAUUAGAAGAUAACAACUCACUCGACAAUGAGGAGAAUGAGCAAAGUCAAGAUAUUAAUAACGACGAAAGCAACGAUCGUGAGGACAGAGUACGACAAAGGGCACAAGAAAGAAGAGCAUUGGAGUCAAACUAUAUCAAAGAUGACCCUCUUUACAAUUUUUUCAUAUCUAUGUGUCAACUGACUAAAAACAUGCCCCAUAGUUACCAGCGCAGAAUCAGAGGUCAACUUUUCCAGGCUUUCUCACUUGCGGAAGAAGAAAUAAUGAACGUGACGCUGCUAUCACCUAGACCAGAGGCGUACAGAUUUAACCUGCCCGUGCUUGCCUCUUAG
This is a messenger RNA of Schistocerca americana (American grasshopper), 564 nucleotides long. RefSeq lists its product as uncharacterized. The transcript is spliced from 4 exons. Lineage: Eukaryota; Metazoa; Arthropoda; Insecta; Orthoptera; Acrididae. The coding region runs from base 1 to 564 and encodes 187 amino acids. The record is from RefSeq and is a predicted model, not a curated record.